Striga hermonthica is the source of this 1998-nucleotide messenger RNA. The record is from the annotation of a GenBank genome assembly. Lineage: Eukaryota; Viridiplantae; Streptophyta; Magnoliopsida; Lamiales; Orobanchaceae.
AUGGAGAAAGACGAGAAGUCAAUUUCCGCGAACGAUUCUGCUCGGCCAUGGCAAUCAUACAACACUGUUUACACAACCGCCAAAGCAGGAAUGGAAGGGGUGGACAAGGAGAAGGUGCAGAGGAUAGUGUAUGAGAUGAGUAAAGGAUCCAAGUAUUUCGAAAAUGAGGAAAAGAAAGAAGCUUACAUGAAGCUGAAAAUCGAUACUAUGCGUGUGCAGCUUGCUAAGCUUUCAGCCAUGGACAUAUCACAUCAUCAGAAGAUUGCUGAUAAAAGGAUUGUGGAACUAGAAGCCACACGUGACCUGUCAAGGAUUUGGCUCCAUGUGGAUAUGGAUGCUUUCUAUGCUGCUGUUGAAACACUUUGUAAUCCUUCCCUAAAAGGCAAGCCAAUGGCUGUUGGUAGCAUGUCUAUGAUCUCAACAGCUAAUUACGAGGCACGAAAAUUCGGGGUGAGAGCUGCAAUGCCUGGAUUCAUUGCACGUAAAUUGUGUCCUGAACUCAUUUUUGUUCCAGUGGACUUUAAGAAGUACACCUAUUAUAGUGGUUUAACAAGAAAAGUUUUCCAGAAAUACGACCCCAGCUUUUUGGCUGCAAGUUUGGAUGAGGCAUACCUAGACAUAACUAACUAUUGCAAUGACAAGGGAAUGACAGCUGGACAAGUGGCUGAAGAGCUCAGAGAAGGUGUGUCCAAGGAGACUGGUGGACUCACAUGUAGUGCUGGGGUAGCGCCUAAUCGCUUACUUGCAAAGGUUUGCUCAGACAUUAAUAAGCCAAAUGGCCAGUUCGUGCUGCCAAACGAGCGUAUGGCGGUCAUGACAUUUAUAUCUUCACUUCCCAUAAGGAAGAUUGGGGGCAUUGGUAGGGUCACUGAAAAUAUUUUGAAGGGAGUUCUUGGAAUUACUACAUGCGAAGAAAUGCUCCAGAAAAGUAGCUUUAUAUGUGCACUCUUUUCUCGAACAUCUGCAGAUUUUUUCUUAUCUGUUGGCUUGGGUAUUGGAAGGACUGAUACACCUCAAGUGACCCAGAGAAAAAGCAUGAGCAACGAGAGAACAUUUUCACCUACUGAUGACGAGGCAACAAUUAAUAAAAAAUUAGUGGAUCUUUCAGAAAAUCUUUCCUCUGACUUGGAGAAACAUGGCCUUCGUGGAAGAACUUUGACGUUAAAGUUGAAGACAUCGUCUUUUGAGGUACGAACCCGGGCUGUGACUCUACCACAUUAUAUUUGCUCAAGUGAGGAUAUUAUGAGACAUGCCAUGAAGCUUCUUAAGGCCGAACUCCCAGUUUCCCUUAGACUGAUGGGACUCAGAAUGUCACACUUGAGUGAAGGCAGCGAAGGUGCUUUACUUGACCCCAAACAAAAGACACUUCACAACUUCAUAGUCACAGAAAAUGCCUCACUGAGAGGGCACGAAGAUGAAGAAGCACUUUCAGAGUCUAACAUUAACAACGAUGCUUUAGCCAUUCCCAGAGAGACCAACUUCAUUAACGACACACUUGAGACAUGUGAAUCAACUGAUUUUAUGGAGACUUAUCAAUUGCCAGAUCUCGAUCACUCUCACACGUGGCAUUCUCACAAUGAAGCUGAAAGUAGAGGACAUCUUCAUCUCCCGGUCGACAAUUUGUCAGAAAACGUGGAAGUAAAUUCAUCUUCUGGUCUGUCAGAAAGUGGCUCAGUUUGGCAGACGAGUGCUGGUGAUGAAAAAAAUCAGAUAGAAUCCGUUUUUUGGUUGCAUGAUUAUCAGUGCUCGGUUUGUGGGAUUGAAAUGCCGCCUAGUUUUGUUGAGGAAAGGCAAGAGCAUUUUGAUUUCCAUCUUGCUGAGAGGCUACAGGUUGAGGAGUCGAGUAACUCUAGCACGGUUUUGAAGCCCAAGCAAAGGUUUGUCGAAAAUGAUCGAAUGAGAACUGUUCGGCAGAGGAAGAAGCAGAAAGCGUCCCCCUUGAAGGGUAACAAUGUUAAAAUCGAUAUGUUUUUUGCCAAGAGCAGUCAAAAUUUUUGA